AAAGACUUUCCGUGAUUCCACACCCACCUCGAAAGCCCCCUCUUACCACAGGAAGUGCGCUGACCAUGAGAGUCAUAAAAGAGGCUCAGGAGCACCGUUCUUCAUUCUCUCCCUGCACAGCUCAGCAGGACCUCAGCCAUGAGACCUCUCAUCCUGGCCUUCCUCGCGAUCUGCUGUCUCACAGCACACGUUGUGGAAGGUGUGGGGAGUGAAGUCCUAGAAAGGAGUGUCUGUGUGAGUCUAACUACCCGGCGACUGCCAGUCAAAAACAUCAAGACCUACACCAUCAAGGAGGGCUCCAUGAAAGCAGUCAUAUUUAUUACCAAACGUGGCCUUAAAGUCUGUGCUGAUCCGCAAGUUGAGUGGGUGAAAAAAGCAGUCGAAAGUGUGGACAAGACCACCAGAAGAGGAGUGAUCCAGACCAAGCCUACAGGAGCCCAGCAGUCCACCAAUACAGCUGUGACCCUGACCACAUAGUGGACUUCCAGCACCUUGUCCCCAUCACUAGCCAGCUAGCUCACUUCCCUUUACAAACUCAUGGACUUAUUCAAUUAUAUUCACCUUUUAUGAAAGUGCUGCAUGAGUCAAAUUAUUUUCUUACAUUUUUAUUUUUCAUGUCUUUCAUAUUCAUUUAGAUGCUCUAAUUAAUAAAUAUUUAUUAUUAAGAAUA
Messenger RNA from Ceratotherium simum simum (southern white rhinoceros), 670 nucleotides. Its product is annotated as cytokine SCM-1 beta-like. The record is from RefSeq and is a predicted model, not a curated record. Gene Ontology annotation, cellular component: extracellular region. Gene Ontology annotation, biological process: positive regulation of cell migration; chemokine-mediated signaling pathway; antimicrobial humoral immune response mediated by antimicrobial peptide. NCBI's taxonomy places the organism in Eukaryota, Metazoa, Chordata, Mammalia, Perissodactyla, Rhinocerotidae. Gene Ontology annotation, molecular function: chemokine activity; CCR chemokine receptor binding.